Messenger RNA from Coprinopsis cinerea okayama7#130, 879 nucleotides. RefSeq lists its product as hypothetical. The transcript is spliced from 5 exons. The record is from RefSeq and is a predicted model, not a curated record. Gene Ontology annotation, cellular component: cytoplasm. Bases 1 to 879 code for a protein of 292 amino acids. Lineage: Eukaryota; Fungi; Basidiomycota; Agaricomycetes; Agaricales; Psathyrellaceae.
AUGACUGAACAAGUCAAGAAUGUCCGCGUCGUUUUGAUUGGGGUUGGAGGGGCGACAUGCUCCGGAAAGACUACUUUGGCGAAGCACCUGAACCGCAUUCUACCCGACAGUGUCAUUAUACACCAGGAUGUGUGUAUUCUUCGACUUUCUGUGACUUUGCGCCUGUGCGUUCUCGAAAACACAGUGUACCUCCCACUUCCCAAUCUGAUCACCCUCCUUGUGUGCCAUGAACAGCCCAUGGAACAAGUACCCAUUCACCCCAUCCAUAACGUUCAAGACUGGGAUGCACCAGCAGGGGCUAUUUCUUGGGAUCGUCUAAUCGACUCUCUCCAUGUCAUUAAAAGCACGGGCAAGUUACCGGAGGACCAUAGAAGCCACGACCAUCUCAAUCUCCAAAAGGAUAUUCCAGUCGACUCAGAGUCCGCCGAUAGGUGGAGAGAGAAAUUCAGACUGAUCCAGCAACGUGUGGUCGGAGAGAAGCACGAGAAGCUUGUGUUUGGAAUUUUGGAUGGAUUUUUGCUUUACUGGCAUCCGAAAGUCGUCGAGCAAUUAGAUGUGCGGAUUAUGCUCCGUGUUCCCCAUGACGUCCUCAAACAACGGAGGCAUGAGCGUCAUGGAUAUCAUACUGCUGCUCAAUCUGACCUUCUAGAAGGGGCCCUUUGGAGAGACCCGCCCGGUUAUUGGGAAGACAUCGUCUACCCGGCCUAUAUUGAAGCGCAUCGGGAAUUGUUCACGGAAGGAGAUGUAGAGCAUGGGCAGUUGACUGGGAAUAAGGUGGAAGGUUUGGUCAUGCUGGAGACGCUGAACAUGUCAAUGACAGAGGCUGUGGAACGAAGUUGCUCAACCAUCACAACCUUCCUAGAAGCCCAAUAUGCGUAG